Pestalotiopsis fici W106-1 is the source of this 2076-nucleotide messenger RNA. Its product is annotated as Exocyst complex component EXO84. Gene Ontology annotation, cellular component: exocyst. The record is from RefSeq and is a predicted model, not a curated record. NCBI's taxonomy places the organism in Eukaryota, Fungi, Ascomycota, Sordariomycetes, Amphisphaeriales, Sporocadaceae. The transcript has 2 exons. Gene Ontology annotation, biological process: intracellular protein localization; exocytosis; Golgi to plasma membrane transport. Bases 1 to 2076 code for a protein of 691 amino acids.
AUGUCCGACGAGAAGAAAGGAAUCUCGCUCCGUAGCGGGAAGAGAAAAACCACCCGUCCGGUUAUCAGCGCGCCAAAGCAGAUAUCAGGUCCCAUUCCCAACAAUGCCGUCGAUAUACCGCGUAGCAGCGGCGGUGUCAAGCCACCAGGCCCGGGGCCCAUGGCUCCUCCGCAGCCCAGAGAGAGGCCACCGCCGAACAGAGGAAAGACAAGUGACAAGGUGUUGCGCCGAUACUCGACUCGAUUUAAUAAUAUUCCGGACAACUUUGACGCCUCGGCACCGCCAAUGCCAUCGCUGCCUACCUUUGACCCUUCCAAGUACGGCGCGCCACCUGCCGAGAGACGGCCACCCCCUUCGAGAGGCGAGGGAGGCCCAGUCGGCGGCACUCGAACAGCUGGCCCCGUCGUCGUUGAUAUCAAGGCCCUGAGAGAUCCGGGACUUGCGCCUGACCAGUAUGUCGCCAACAUUCUCAGCGAGGCGACAGAGGACGAGAUACGAGAUUACGAGGAGAGUCUGCGGAAACUCAAGAGCCGAGCCGCAACGGAUUUGCAGCAGAAUGUCUACCAAAACCGCACGCAGUUUAUCAAGAUCAGCAAGGAAGCCGAAAAGCUAAAGGGGGAGAUGCGCGCUCUGAGAAACUUAAUCACAGAGCUUAAGUCAAACACGACGGCGCUCAGAAAUGCUUCUGCGAAUACCAGCGCAACCCUCAAUGGUGAGCUCAGUACUGGACUGAGUAAAAAGGAUAGACGAAGUUCCGUCGCGGACCGCACUGCAUUAUGGAAUUCCCAAAUGCAGGCUUUGUACAAGAAUGUCGAGGGCUCGCAAAAGUUCUUACCCAACUCCUUGGGAAGACAUGUCGUGCAAGAUGCCGGCUACUGGAUCGAGCUCGACAAUGCAACCUACAAGUCACGACGUUCGAUGCAGAUAUUUCUUCUCAAUGACCACUUGCUCGUUGCCUCGCGCAAGAAGAGAAAGGCAGACCAACCCAAUGAUGCUCGUGCUCCCAUGACCAAAGUAGUCGCCGACCGUUGUUGGCCUCUGCUGGAAAUUGAAGUGGUGGAUAUGGCUAGCACACACGAAAGCUCCAGUAGCAGGAACAAGUUGGCUGAUGCCAUCAUGGUCCGUGGCAUGGGUCAGGAGUCUUUUAUUUACCGUACAGAGAAACCCGAGGACACCCAAAAGUCUGCUUUGACCCUCAACAUCAGAAAGGCCGUGGAAGAGUUGCGAAAAGGAUUGCAGUCCGAGAUGGAAGCAAAUAACAAGGCAAAAGAGACAAUCAACUACUUUGCUUCUCGAGACCCCGGUCUUCUCGAAAAGACGGAACUACUCCAGACCUUGUCGGAUAUCAAAGACAUGCUGAUCGAGGUGGACGGCAAACAGCAGAAUCUGAGAUGGGUGGAGGGCCAAAUGGAUGAGCUAGACAUUGAUGUCGCGCUUCAACAGUUUGAGACGGCAGUUGCCAAGGUUGAGAAGCUUCGAGAUCUUGCGAGGGGGCUAAAGAACAACACUAUUGCUCAGGAUUUCAUCUACUUCAAGGUCCAAGAGCGAUCUACGAAGCUGGCCGGGCUGAUAACGAGAAAUCUGGUCGAUAAUCAUGCUCAAUCCCAGAAAGCAAAGCGAAACGUCGGCUGGUUGACGCGUCUUGGAUUCGAAGAUCGUGCACGAGAAGCAUAUUUAGAGGCCAGAGGGACCCUGGUUAAGAAGAGGUCCAGACAAAUCAUCUUCCAAGGUGAUCUUCACCUUUACAUUUGGCAACUCUCGUUUGCGUAUUUCAGUAUCAUACGCAACACCGUGGCCUGCUUCCAGUCGUGUUUUCCGCAAGCCAUGCUCAGCGCAUGUGUCAAGUGGGCCAAGGAAGAGGUGGAAAACUUCAACGUUAUUCUAGCCCGGCAGCUCAGCAGUGUCGAGAAGGACGGCGAGGUCUGGAAGGAGUGCAUGGAGCGCGCCAAGACGCAUGCGCAGAUGCUCGCCGAGGUCCACCUCGAUUUCAGAGAGCUCAUUGGCAAGGAGAUUGAAGAAGAGCCGGUUGCCAAUGGCGACACCAAGCCAGUAGGACUCGGAGUGAGUCAGGGGUAG